GAGAGGAGAAAUGGCGCAGAAAGGAGUUCAGCUGGACCGGGAAACCUUCUCUUGUUCGAUCUGUCUGGAUCUACUGAAGGAUCCGGUGGCUAUUCCCUGUGGACACAGCUACUGCAUGAAGUGUAUUAAAGGCUUCUGGGAUGGAGAGGAUGAGAAGAAGAUCCACAGCUGCCCUCAGUGCAGGCAGAGCUUCACACCGAGGCCUGUCCUGCUGAAAAACACCAUGUUAGCAGCUUUAGUGGAGGAGCUGAAGAAGACUGGACUCCAAGCUGCUCCUGCUAAUCUCUGCUAUGCUGGAGCUGAAGAUGUGGCCUGUGAUGUCUGCACUGGGAGAAAACUGAGAGCCUGUAAGUCCUGCCUCGUGUGUCUGGCCUCUUAUUGUGACAAACACCUCCAGCCUCAUUAUGACGCAGCUCCAUUAAAGAAACACAAGCUGGUGGAGCCCUCCAAGAAGCUCCAGGAGAACAUCUGCUCUCGUCACGACGAGGUGAUGAAGAUGUUCUGCCGCACUGAUCAGCAGUGUAUCUGUUCUCUCUGCUCUGUGGACGAACACAAAGGCCACGACACGGUGUCUGCUGCAGCAGAGAGGACUGAGAGGCAGAGAGAGCUGGAGGGGAGUCGACUAAACAUCCAGCAGAGAAUCCAGGACAGAGAGAAGGAGGUGAAGCUGCUUCAGCAGGAGGUGGAGGCCGUCAAUGGCUCUGCUGAUAAAGCAGUGGAGGACAGUGAGAAGAUGUUCACUGAGCUGAUCCGUCUCAUGGAGAAGAAAAGCUCUGAUGUGAAGCAGCAGGUCAGAUCCCAGCAGAAGAGAGAAGUGAGUCGAGUCAGAGAGCUCCAGGAGAAGCUGGAGCAGGAGAUCUCUGAGCUGAAGAGGAGAGAUGCUGAGCUGAAGCUGCUGUCUCACACAGAGAAUCACAACCAGUUUCUGCACAGCUACCCCUCACUGCCAGCCCUCAGUGAAGCUACACACUCCUCCAGCAUCAACAUCCGUCCUCUGAGCUACUUUGAGGACGUGACGGCGGCCCUGUCAGCAGUCAGAGACAAACUACAGGACGUCCUGAGAGAGGAAUGGACAAACGUCUCACCGCCUGAAGUGGAAGUUUUACUGUCAGCAGCAGAGCCCACCACCAGAGCUGGGUUCUUAACAUAUUCACAGGAGAUCACUCUGGAUCCAAACACAGCAAACACACAGCUGUUAUUAUCUGAGGGGAGCAAAAAAGCAACAUACAAGGGACAACAACUACAGUCUUAUUCUAGUCAUCCAGACAGAUUCACUUAUUAUCCUCAGGUCCUGAGUAGAGAGAGUCUGACUGGACGUUGUUACUGGGAGGUGGAGUGGAGAGGGGGAGAAGUUUAUGUAGCAGUCACAUACAAGAAUAUCAGCAGAGCAGGGAGUGGGGGUGAAUGGUUUAUGGAUUCUGAAUGUGCAUUAGGAUACAAUGACAAAUCUUGGUCCUUAGAUUGCAGCCAAAACAGAUAUACAUUGUAUUACAACAGUAUCCACACUAACAUCUCAGGUCCUCAGUCCUCCAGAGUAGGAGUGUACCUGGAUCACAGAGCAGGUAUUCUGUCCUUCUACAGCAUCUCUGAAACCAUGACUCUCCUCCACAGAGUCCAGACCACAUUCACUCAGCCGCUACAUGCUGGAGUUCGGCUGUGUUAUGUUGAAGACACAGCUGAGUUUUGUAAACUGAAAUAGCCUGAAGUCAUUUGAGGAACUCUUCUACUUCUUAAACUCAUUGCGUCCAUCAUUGUUGCUGAGAGCUGAUUGUUCAUGUCUUCACUGCACAGAGAUCAGCUGUCAAUCAAACAUUAUGGGAUGUGCUUUAACAUCUUCUCAUGAGUUGUUCUGUAGAUGUUGGAGUUUCUUUAGGCGGCGCUCCUUCCUGUGUCUGUUUAGCCAUGGAGGCUGUCACUGCUCAGGAGCAUUUCUGUUAACCUCUACUCAUAUUUCUCUGCAUGGAAAUGUAAACUUUGCUCUAAAUAUUUGUUGAAUAUUGAUAUUUUAUUCUCACUACUCUGUACAAAAAAAAGACACAUUUAUAAUUACAUGUUUUAUUUUGAGAGAUUAAAUAUGAUUGUUGCUGCCCAUAUUAAGUAACAAGGUACCCAGAUGUUUUAAAAUGUAUUUGAUCAUAAAGUAAUUCAAAUGAUAUUACUUACUGGCAGGAUCAUAAUAAAUAAGUGAAUAGUUUUUUAUUCUCCUGUCGAUAUUCAAGACUAUUUGUGUGGGAUUUGUUUAUAUAUAUUAUUACAAUUUCUUAUUGCAGAUUUACUGUGGUUGUUGUUGUACACUUUAACUACUAUGAUGUUUUAUACAACUGUAAAUAUCAUGAUAAUAAUCAAGUAAAUCAUUUCUUAUUCUGUUUUAAAUAACUGAGAUUCUGAUUGUGUGGAUGAAGUGAAUCUGAUCAUGAAAUCAUUGAACAGACUUCACUGAUGGGAUGUGUGAUCAAAUUAAAUGUUUAGAUAUGAAUAAAGGUUUUGGAUUUUUCAAAUAUAAACAAA
Messenger RNA from Gymnodraco acuticeps, 2508 nucleotides. Its product is annotated as tripartite motif-containing protein 16-like. The transcript has a single exon. The record is from RefSeq and is a predicted model, not a curated record. Lineage: Eukaryota; Metazoa; Chordata; Actinopteri; Perciformes; Bathydraconidae. Bases 11 to 1699 code for a protein of 562 amino acids. Gene Ontology annotation, molecular function: protein binding; zinc ion binding.